CCAGCAUUAUAAAGCUGUAGAAAGAUCUCUUUCAUUUCGCCCAGCAAAUCUGUGCAGCCUGAGAAGAAUUCUGAGCAGUUGUGGCACAAAACGGGAAUUAACUGAACAACUUUGCAAGACUUCAUUGACCAUAAACCACACGGGUUUACGACAUGCACAAUGGAGACGGGUGGAAUAGUGAUGACCCUUCAAGAUGGUGACAACGCCCGCCUGAAUUCCAGAACAAGCUCUACGCCACAAUAUGGAUCCAUAAGUGAAAAUCAGACAAAGGAUGAAACUACAUCAGUUAAAAUGGCGAUCCCGUCACCAAAACGUUCAUACAUAGCUGUUGCUGUGCUCUGCUAUGUGAACUUACUGAACUACAUGGAUCGUUACACAAUUGCAGGUAUCCUUCUCAACAUCCAGCAAUAUUUCAGGAUAAAUGACAGCACAGCCGGCCUUCUUCAGACAGUUUUCAUCUGCAGUUUCAUGCUGCUGGCCCCAGUUUUUGGUUACCUCGGAGAUCGUUACAACAGGAAGUUGAUCAUGGUGGGCGGACUGAGCGUGUGGAUUGUGACAACUCUGGGCAGCUCUUUCAUCACCGAGUCGUACUUCUGGGUGCUACUACUGAUGAGAGCUUUGGUUGGGACAGGAGAGGCCAGCUACUCGACUAUAGCCCCCACCAUUAUUGGUGAUCUCUUCUCUGGUACGCAAAGGACUGUCAUGAUAUCGUUCUUCUACAUCUUUAUUCCAGUGGGAAGUGGACUUGGAUAUAUAAUUGGAUCAUCAGUUGCAACUGCCACUGGGGACUGGCGCUGGGCACUCAGGCUCAAUCCCAUACUGGGGCUUGUUGGUUUGAUCCUACUCAUACUCCUGAUCCCCAACCCUCCAAGGGGGGCCUCAGACACACAAGGAGGGGCACUCAUGGAAAACACCUCCUAUUUAGAGGACAUCAAGUCCCUCAUGAAGAAUCGCAGCUUCGUCUGGUCCUCGCUGGGGGUGACAGCGAUGGCCUUUGUGACGGGGGCGCUGGCCUUCUGGACGCCGGUCUUCCUGUCCCGAGCUCAGGUGAUGCAGGGGAUCAGGCCGUCGUGCUCAAAGGAGCCUUGCGACACCACUGACAGCUACAUAUUUGGCGCCGUGACCGUGGUGACCGGGAUUGUGGGAGUGGCCAUUGGCACCUUGCUUGCCAGGAGACUGAGGGACAAAGUGCCUAACGCUGAUCCUCUCAUCUGUGCGACGGGCAUGCUGUCCUCCGCUCCCUGCUUGUUCUUGGCCAUUGUAUUAGCCUACAACAGCAUCCCAGCAACUUAUGUUUUUAUUGCUAUUGGGGAGACGUUACUCUCGCUAAACUGGGCAAUUCUGGCUGACAUCCUGCUGUACGUUGUCAUACCGACCAGGAGGGCAACAGCAGAGGCCUUGCAAAUUAUGGUUUGCCACCUCCUUGGUGAUGCAGGAAGUCCUUACUUGCUGGGUGCAAUUUCUGACGCUCUGAACAGGUCAUACCCUGACACGUACACGUGGAGGUUCCGCAGCCUGCAGUACAGCCUUCUGCUGUGCCCUUUUGUGGGGGUCCUGGGGGGCCUGUUCUUCCUCAUGACGGCGCUCUACAUCGCGGAGGACAGGAAGGCAGCGCAGCUGCAGGCCGCAGGUGGGGCUCCUCCACAAGCUGUGCCUGUCACAGAGUCCGCUUGACCUCAAUGGAGUGAGAUUUGACUGCAGAAAGAACCAAAUUCCUGCCUGUUCCUGAGGCAGGCCAGUCUGCUGCACAUGAAGAGGCACAUAUGGAUGUACCAACUGGAGAACACUCAGUGCUGGCCAGGAGGCUAAUUUAGCCCUUAUGAGGGUACUUUUGGAAUUAUACAAAUAUGGGUAUACAGACGAGCUUUAAUAAUGAAAAAUGAAACACCAUUUCUUUGUUCAAUGCCAGUCAGGAACUGGCUGGAAAUUUUUAUCAGUAUUUUGUGUUUUUGUUAGUUUUAAAUUUAAAAAAUCUAUCCUGUUUUAAAAAAUAUUUUUUCAAUUUGUAAAUAAUAUAUUUGCUAUGUCCAGUGGGAAUAAUUACCUGCAUCAGUCACACCACCUAUUGACUGAGUUAUGAAUAAAAACCCACACUCCGUCA
This is a messenger RNA of Anguilla anguilla (European eel), 2101 nucleotides long. It is a transcript of the gene spns3, whose product is annotated as spinster homolog 3 (Drosophila). Gene Ontology annotation, molecular function: transmembrane transporter activity. The record is from RefSeq and is a predicted model, not a curated record. Gene Ontology annotation, cellular component: membrane. Gene Ontology annotation, biological process: transmembrane transport. Bases 160 to 1674 code for a protein of 504 amino acids. The transcript has 13 exons. NCBI's taxonomy places the organism in Eukaryota, Metazoa, Chordata, Actinopteri, Anguilliformes, Anguillidae.